Messenger RNA from Nerophis ophidion (straightnose pipefish), 12756 nucleotides. It is a transcript of the gene tenm4, whose product is annotated as teneurin transmembrane protein 4. Gene Ontology annotation, biological process: signal transduction; heterophilic cell-cell adhesion; neuron development. Gene Ontology annotation, cellular component: neuron projection; membrane. Bases 579 to 9125 code for a protein of 2848 amino acids. The record is from RefSeq and is a predicted model, not a curated record. The transcript is spliced from 33 exons. Gene Ontology annotation, molecular function: protein homodimerization activity; cell adhesion molecule binding; protein heterodimerization activity. NCBI's taxonomy places the organism in Eukaryota, Metazoa, Chordata, Actinopteri, Syngnathiformes, Syngnathidae.
UGUCAUGUAUGUUUCCUCCUGCCGGUGUUGGCACAUGUAGAAGGCGAGGAAAUGAGAGGAUGUAUUCGUGGGCGUCAGGGGAGCGCAGCGUUUGAUUGCAGCAAAUAAGUCAGCCAAGCGGACAAAUGGCGACUGGCGGCUUCUAACGAGGGCUCGCAGCGUGCCGCCAGACUCAAACACGGCGCUGCAAAUUGCUUCGCUCCAAGCGGAUUUGAACCGGCUUUUAUUUUCCCAGGCGCUGAAGCGUGGAUGAAAGUGACGCUGGUUGAAAGCAAGAAGGUGGGGUCACGACCCCGCUGGCGGCCAUCUUGGUUCCUCACAGAGAUCUUGCUCACAACAAGAAGUUUUGUUUUUUUCUGCCUUUUUUGUCGUCUGGCCGCCUCCCCCUGGCAUUUCAUCAUGGCCGCCUUACGCAAGACGCUGAAAGGUAAUUAAGCCCCAGUGGUUUAGUCGUCUUUUAACGACACGCUAACGACCACGCAGACUUCUGAACGGCCUUGCUUCCUCUUCCAUGACAAGUUCUUCAUGAUGACAGCAUUCACACCCUGGACUCUGCUAGGCUCUGAGACGUGUGAGUCAUGGAGGUGAAGGAGCGCCGACCUUACCGCUCGCUGACGGCGAGGCAGGACGCCGAGCGCCGCUACACCAGCUCCUCGGCCGACAGCGAGGACGGCAGAGCCAACUCUAAGUCCUACAGUUCCACCGAGACCCUGAAGGCCUUCGACCACGACUCCAGGGUCAACUACGGCAGCCGGGUCAAGGACCUGGUGCACCACGAGGCAGACGAGUACGGUCGGCAAGGUGGCGACUUCUCCUUCCGAGACAUGGGUGUGGGCGAGGCCCUCCCUCACCACGUGAGCUAUAGGGGCGAGCUCGGCAUGCCGCACCGUGACUACUCUAUCAGCGCGGGCUCCGACACGGAGACGGACGGCGUCAUGUCGCCCGAACACGCCGUCAGGCUGUGGGGGCGGAGCAACACCAAGUCGGGUCGCAGCUCGUGUCUCUCUAGUCGGGCCAACUCCAACCUGACCCUGACCGACACCGAGCACGAGAACACGGAGAACGGUCCACCGCCGCUCUGUUCCUCCUCCUCCUCCUCCCCCGUGGAGCAGCCCCCCUUCCCUCCCCCUCGCAUUGCUGCCAAUCAGAGCCCUGGGGGGUUGCUAGGUAACAGUGACUCUGAGGAUGAGUUCGGUUCAUUCUUAGUUAAAGCUGGCUCAGGGAACACGUACGUCGCUGACGACGUCUUCCACAACCACCCCCGGCUGAGGACGCCCCCCCUGUCCCACUCCCACUCCCACUCUCCCAACCACCAGCACCACGCCUCCUCCAUCAACUCCCUCAACCCAGGGAACUACACGCCCAGGAGCAACACAAGCCCCGCCCCCACUGACGGCUCCGCCCCGCCCGAGGGUCCGGCCUGCGCCCAGGACUCUGCGGGUGGCGCCCCCGACACCUGGCUGCUCAACAGCAACAUCCCGCUGGAGACCAGGAGCCAGAAUACUCUCAUGUUUAUUCGAGAAGAGCAAGAUCCAUGCAGAGAAGGGCAGGGCUCGUACACAACCAGAAACAUAGCACAGCAGGCAUUCCUCGAGACUUUGCAGGACAACCUCAUUGAGAUGGACACCCUGGCGUCUGCUCGCCGCCAGGCCGCCUACGACGACGGGCACUUCCUGUUCAAGCCGGGCGGGACCUCCCCCAUGUACUGCACCACGUCGCCCGGGUACCCGCUGACCUCCAGCACGGUGUACUCACCCCCGCCGCGACCUUUGCCCCGCGCCGCCUUCUCCCGGCCCGCCUUCAGCCUGAAGAAGCCUUCCAAGCACUGCAACUGGAAAUGUGCCGCCCUGGGCGCCAUCCUCGUCUCCAUCACGCUGCUCUGCCUGCUGGCCUACUUCAUCGCCAUGCACCUUUUGGGCCUAAACUGGCACCUGAAGCCCACGCACAGACAGAUGUACCACGUGACGGAGGACAACACAAGCGGCCUGACGCUACCUACCGACCUGAGCCUGGGGCCGCUGGGCAACACGGGCGUGGACGCGCCGGGUCGCGGGCGCAAAGAUGACACAGGCAGGUCGGACGGCAUGUUCCCUGACGACAGCUACAUCGACAUGGGCGAGAUCGACGUGGGACGCAAAGUGGCCCAGCAGAUCCCGCCUGCCGUCUUCUGGAGGUCUCAGGUCUUCGUGGAUCACCCCAUGUACCUGAAGUUCAACGUGUCCCUCAGCAAAGACGCCUUAGUUGGGGUCUACGGCAGGAGGGGCCUGCCCCCGUCUCACACGCAGUUUGAUUUUGUGGAGCUGCUGGAUGGCCGACGUCUCCUAGCCCACCACCCCCCCGGCCUGGAGGGGCCCGCCGCCCUGCAGAGGAGCCUGGCCCCUGUCAGCACACACGACACUGGCUUCAUCCAGUACAUGGAGUCUGGCAUCUGGCACCUGGCAGUCUACAACGACGGCAAGGACACCGAGACUGUCUCUUUCCUCACCACCGCCAGCGAUUCGGUGGAUUCAUGUCCAAGCAGCUGUUUUGGGAACGGUGAUUGUGUUUCUGGAACUUGUCACUGCUUCCUGGGGUUUAAAGGUCCAGACUGUGGGCGUGCCGCCUGCCCGGUGCUGUGCAGUGGUAACGGUCAGUACCUGAAGGGUGGCUGCAUGUGUCACAGCGGCUGGAAGGGCUCCGAGUGCCACGUGCCCACCAGCCAGUGUGUGGACGAGAGCUGCAGCGGGCGCGGCGCUUGCAUCGUGGGCACCUGCAUCUGCAACCCCGGCUACAAGGGCGACAACUGUGAGGAAGUGGACUGCCUGGACCCCACCUGCUCGGGCCGAGGCGUGUGCGUCCAGGGCGAGUGUCACUGCUUUGUGGGCUGGGGAGGCUCUGGCUGCGAGAGUCCCAGGGCCUCCUGCACCGACCAGUGCUCCGGACACGGCACCUUCCUGGCCGACGCCAGCACCUGCAGCUGUGACGCCAACUGGACCGGACGCGACUGCUCCGCAGAGAUCUGCACAGCCGACUGCGGCGGCCAUGGCGUGUGCGUGUCGGGCACCUGUCGCUGUGACGAGGGCUGGACGGGCGGCGGAUGCGAGCAGAGGGCGUGUCACCCCCGCUGCAGCGAGCACGGCACCUGCAGGGAGGGCAAGUGCGAGUGCAGCCCGGGGUGGAACGGGGAGCACUGCAGCAUCGCCCACUAUCUGGAUAGAGUAGUGAAAGAGGGCUGUCCCGGCCUGUGUAACGGUAACGGCAGGUGCACUCUGGGUAAUGGCGGCUGGUCCUGCGUGUGCCAGCUGGGCUGGAGGGGCGGCGGCUGCGACACGUCCAUGGAAACGGCCUGUGGCGACGUCAAGGACAACGACGGAGACGGCCUGGUGGACUGCAUGGACCCUGACUGCUGCGUCCAGGCCAGCUGUCUCAGCACCGCCCUGUGUGUGGGCUCCCCGGAUCCCCUGGACAUCAUCAAGGAGACGCAGGUGUCUUCGGGCCAGGGCAACCUGGGAACUUUCUACGAGCGCGUUCGAUUCCUGGUGGGCAGAGAGAGCACACACGUGGUGCACGGCGCCAACCCCUUCGACGGAAAGCACGCGUGCGUCAUCCGAGGACAAGUGGUGACCUCGGACGGGACGCCGUUGGUGGGCGUCAACAUCAGCUUCAUCAACAAGCCGGCGUUGGGCUACACCGUCAGCAGGCAGGACGGAAGCUUCGACCUCCUGACCAAUGGGGGCAUCGCGGUGGCCUUGCACUUUGAGCGCGCUCCCUUCAUCGCCCAAGAGCACACUCUCUGGUUGCCGUGGGGACGCUUCUUCGUCAUGGAUACCAUCGUCAUGCGCCACGAGGAGAACGACAUCCCCAGCUGCGACCUCAGUGGCUUCGCCCGGCCCAGCCCGGUGGUCACGCCGGCGCCGCUCACCGCCUUCGCCGGAUCCUGCGGCGAGAGGGGCACGGUGGUUCCUGAGAUCCAGACUCUGCAGGAGGAAGUGAGGAUCCCAGGUACAGACAUGAGACUAGUGUACCUGAGCAGCAGGACGUCAGGCUACAAGUCCAUGCUGAAGGUGGCGCUCACACACUCCACCAUCCCCUUCAACCUGAUGAAGGUGCACCUGAUGGUGGCCGUGGAGGGUCGCCUCUUCAGGAAGUUCUUUCCCGCCGCCCCCAACCUCUCCUACGACUUUGUGUGGGACAAAACUGACGUGUACGGCCAGAAGGUCUACGGCUUGUCCCAGGCCUUUGUGUCAGUGGGUCUAGAGUACGAGUCGUGUGCAGACGUGGUCGUUUGGGAGAAAAGGACGGCAAUUCUUCAAGGCUAUGAGAGCACAGCAUCCAAUCUGGGAGGAUGGACCUUGGACUACCAUCACGCUCUCAACCUACAGAGUGGUAUCCUCCACAUGGGCAACGGGGAGAACAUCUUCAUCUCCCAGCAGCCGCCCGUCAUGGGCAGCGUGAUGGGAAACGGGCGGCGCCGCAGCAUCUCCUGCCCCAGCUGUAACGGCAUGGCGGACGGCAACAAGCUGCUGGCGCCCGUGGCGUUGGCGUGCGGCUGGGACGGCAGCCUGUACGUGGGCGACUUCAACUACGUGCGGAGGAUCUACACCACCGGGAACGUCACCAGCGUGCUGGAGCUCAGAAAUAAAGACUUCAGUCGCAGCAGUAGCCCCGCCCACAAGUACUACCUGGCCAGCAGCCCCGUCAGCGGUGCGGUGUACUUGUCUGACACCAGCAGCCGGAAAGUCUUCAGGGUCAAGUCUCUGGCCGCUAUCAAGGACCCGGCCAAGAACCUGGAACUGGUGGCCGGCACUGGUGACCAAUGUCUGCCGUAUGAUGACGCCCGCUGUGGUGAUGGCGGCAAGGCGGUGGACGCCACGCUCACCAACCCCAGAGGCAUGGCGGUGGACAAGUACGGCGUGGUCUUCUUGGUGGAUGGCACUAUGAUCCGCAGGAUCGACCAGAACGGGAUCAUCUCCACCCUGCUGGGCUUCAACGACCUGACCUCCGCACGACCUCUCAGCUGUGACGCCGUCAUGGACAUCUCUCAGGUGCGCCUGGAGUGGCCCACAGACCUGGCGGUGAGUCCCUUGGACAAUUCCUUGUACGUCCUGGACAACAACGUGGUCCUCCAGAUAUCCGAGAACCACCAAGUGCGCAUCGUGGCGGGCAGGCCCAUGCAUUGCCAAGUGCCCGGCAUGGACCAUUUCCUCAUGAGCAAGGUGGCCAUCCACGCCACCCUGGAGUCGGCCAACACGCUGGCCGUGUCUCACACCGGCGUCCUGUACAUCGCCGAAUCGGACGAGAAGAAGAUUAACCGUGUCCGGCGGGUGUCCACCGACGGUGAGAUCUCCCUGGUGGCGGGGGCUCCCAGCGGCUGCGACUGCAAGAACGACGCCAACUGCGACUGCUACUCGGGCGACGAGGGCUACGCCAUGGAUGCCAAGCUGAACGCGCCCUCAUCCUUGGCGGUCUGUCCGGACGGAGAGCUCUACAUCGCAGACCUGGGCAACAUCCGCAUCCGCUACGUGCGCGAGAACAAGCCCUACCUGAGUCCCCUCAACAUGUACGAGGUGUCCUCCCCCAUCCAGGACCAACUCUACCUCUUCGAUGCCAACGGCAGCCACAUCUUCACCCAGAGUCUGACCACCGGGGACCACCUGUUCAACCUCACCUACACGGGUCAGGGCCAGCUGAGCAGCAUCACGGACAAGAACAAGAACGUGGUGACCAUCCGCCGCGACACCACGGGGAUGCCUCUGUGGCUCAUGGUGCCCGACGGACAGACCUUCUGGUUCACCAUGGGCGCCAACCACGCGCUCAAAAGUGUGGCGGCGCAGGGCCAAGAACUCGCCAUCAUGACCUACCACGGAAGUUCCGGGCUGCUGGCCACCAAAACCAAUGAGAACGGUUGGACCACCUUCUUUGAGUAUGACAGUUUCGGCCGCCUGACCAACAUCACCCACCCUACGGGCCGCGUCAGCAGCUACCGAGCUGACGCCCACGGCGCCGUCCACAUCCAGACGGUGGGUGCCGCCAAGGAGGACGUCACGGUCACCGCCAACAUGUCCGCCUCGGGCACCUUCUACACGCUCAUGCAGGAGCAAGUGCGGAACAGCUACUUCCUGGGCCUGGAUGGCUCCCUGAGGCUGGCCCUGGCCAACGGCAUGGAGGUGUCUCUGCACACGGAGCCCCACCUGCUGGCCGGCACCGUGCACCCUGCUGUGAGCCGGAGGAACAUCACCCUGGCCCUGGACAACGGACUCAACCUGGUGGAGUGGCGCCAGAGGAAGGAGCAAGCACGCGGCCUCGUCACCGUCUACGGCCGCAGGCUGAGGGUGCACAACCGGAACUUGUUGUCCCUGGACUUUGAUCGGAUCACCAGAACGGAGAAGGUCUACGACGACCACAGGAAGUUCACGCUGAGAAUCCACUACGACCUCGCCGGGCGGCCCACCCUCUGGGCGCCCAGCAACCGCCUGAAUGGGGUCAACGUGACCUACUCGUCAGGAGGGCAGGUAGCGGGCAUCCAGAGGGGCACCAUGUCAGUGCGCAUGGACUACGACCACACCGGCAGGAUCACCUCCAAGAUCUUUGCUGAUGGGAAGUCGUGGAGCUACACCUACCUGGAGAAGUCCAUGGUGCUGCUGCUCCACAGCCAGAGACAGUACAUCUUCGAGUUCGACAGGAACGACCGCCUCACGUCCGUGACCAUGCCCAACGUCGCCCGCCAGACCCUGGAGACCUCGCUCUCGGUGGGCUACUACCGCAACACCUACCGCCCCCCCGAGGGCAACGCCUCGGUGCUGCAGGACUACAGCGAGGAGGGCCGGCUGCUGCAGACCACCUACCUGGGCACGGGCCGACGGGUGGUCUACAAGUACGGCAAGCUCUCCAAGCUGCUGGAGAUCCUCCACGACACCACCCGCGUGGCGUUCUCCUACGACGAGGCGGCGGGUAUGCUGAAGACGGUCAACCUGCAGAGCGAGGGCUUCGCCUGCACCAUCCGCUACCGGCAGAUCGGCCCGCUCAUCGACCGGCAGAUCUUCCGCUUCGGCGAGGAGGGGGCGGUGAACGCCAGGUUCGACUAUGUCUACGACAACAGCUUCCGCGUCACCAGCAUGCAGGCCGUCAUCAACGAGACGCCGCUGCCCAUCGACCUGUACCGCUAUGACGACGUGUCGGGCAAAGCCGAGCAGUUCGGCAAAUUCGGCGUGAUCUACUACGACAUCAACCAGAUCAUCACCACGGCGGUCAUGACGCACACCAAACACUUCGACGCCUACGGGCGCAUCAAGGAGGUGCAGUACGAGAUCUUCCGCUCACUCAUGUACUGGAUGAUGGUGCAGUACGACAACAUGGGCCGCGUGGUGGCCAAGGAGCUGAAGGUGGGACCCUACGCCAACACCACGCGCUACACCUACGAGUACGACUCGGACGGCCAGCUCCAGGUGGUGUCCAUCAAUGACAAGCCUCUGUGGCGCUACAGCUACGACCUCAACGGCAACCUGCACCUGCUGAGCCCGGGGAACAGCGCCCGCUUGACGCCGCUGCGCUACGACAUCCGGGACCGCAUCACCCGGCUGGGGGACCUGCAGUACCGCAUGGACGAGGACGGCUUCCUCAGGCAGCGGGGCAACGACUACUUCGACUACAACUCGGCCGGCCUGUUGGUCAAAGUGUACAACAAGGUGAGCGCUUGGAGCGUCCGCUACCGCUACGACGGUCUGGGCAGGAGGGUGUCCAGCCGGAGCAGCCCGGGACACCACCUGCAGUUCUUCUACGCCGACCUGUCCAGCCCCACCCGGGUCACCCAUAUGUACAACCACACCAGCUCCGAGAUCACCUCGCUGUACUACGACCUGCAGGGCCACCUGUUCGCCAUGGAGCUGAGCGGCGGCGAGGAGUUCUACGUGGCGUGCGACAACAUCGGCACGCCUCUGGCCGUCUUCAGCGGUACCGGGCACAUGAUCAAGCAGGUGCUCCACACCGCCUUCGGCGAGGUCUACCUGGACACCAACCCUGGCUUCCAGCUCGUUGUUGGCUACCGGGGAGGCCUUUACGAGCCCCUGAGCAGGCUGGUCCACAUGGGACGCAGGGACUACGACGUCCUCGCCGGGCGCUGGACCACGCCCGACCACGACGUCUGGAAACAUCUCAACAGUGGCCACAUCGUGCCCUUCAACUUGUACAUGUUCAAAAACAACAACCCGCUCAGCAAUAACGAGGAGAUCAAGUGCUACAUGACGGAUGUGAACAGCUGGCUGGUGACCUUUGGAUUCCAGCUCUACAACGUCAUCCCCGGCUACCGCAAGCCCAACACGGAGAGCAUGGAGCCGUCCUACGAGCUGCUGCACACUCAGAUCAAGACGCAGGAGUGGGACAGCACCAAGUCGCUGCUGGGCGUGCAGUGUGAGGUCCAGAGGCAGCUCAAGGCCUUCGUCAAGCUAGAGCGCUUCGGCCAGAUCUACUCCGCCAAGAGCGCCGGAUGCCCGCAGGCGCCCUACAGGACGCUCUUCGCCUCAGUGGGCUCCAUCUUCGGCAAGGGCGUGAAGUUGGCGGUCCGAGACGGCCGCGUCAGCACGGACAUCGUCAGCCUGGCCAACGAGGACGGGCGCCGCAUGGCCGCCAUCCUCCACGACGCCCUCUACCUGCAGUCCCUGCGCUUCACCAUCGGCGGCGUGGACACGCACUACUUCGUCAAGCUGGGCUCGGUGGAGGCAGACCUGGGCCUGGUCGGCAUGGCGGUGGGCCGCCGCACACUGGACAACGGCGUCAACGUGACCGUGUCUCAGGUCAACGCCGUCCUCAACGGCAGGACUCGCCGCAUCACCGACAUCCAGCUGCAGCACGGCGCGCUCUGCUUCAACACGCGCUACGGCGCCGGCGUGGACGAGGAGAAGGCCCGCGUCCUGGAGCUGGCCCGCCAGCGCGCCGUGGCCCAGGCCUGGGCCCGCGAGCGCCAGAGACUGCGGGACGGCGAGGAGGGCUCGCGCGCCUGGACGGAGGCGGAGAAGCAGCAGCUGCUGGGCUCGGGAAAGGUGCAGGGCUACGACGGCUUCUACGUGCUGGCGGCCGAGCAGUACCCCCAGCUGGCCGACAGCGUCAACAACAUCCACUUCCUGCGACAUGGUGAGAUGGGCCGCAGGUGACAUGGACGCCGCGCUACGGGACUCCUCGCCAAGGACGCUUUUUCCUCUCUUUCGUUGUGGGAAUGUUUGUCACGGACAGGGGGAGCGCCGUUCUCCGUGGAGUAAUGGCGCCACUCCUUGACUCUGCCUCCUCGCUCCGCGUCGGCCUUUUCCUCAGCCAAGGAGAUUCCCUCCGACGGGUUUACAAAGAAACAAGAUGGCUUCCGACAAGCUUUCAUUUCUUUUAUGAGUGUGUGACCGUGAGACUCGAUGACUUCCUGUGAAAUGACAAAAUGACUUCCUGCGGGUCGGUUGUCACGACGACGGAUGUGAAGUGGAAAAAAAGACGAAUGUGAAGCCUUUUAUCCUUGAUUGUUGUUCUUGAACAAAACUUCUGAGGCCGUCCACCGCAUGGAGGAAACUAGGAAGUGUGUUUCCACGUCUUUGAACGCUACACCUGUUGCUUGGCGCCCUGGACCUGGUGUGGACCUGGUGUGGACCUGUUUUGGACCUGGUGUGGACCUGUUUUGGACCAGGUUUUGGACAAGGCGUGGUGUGGACCUGUUUUGGACCAGGUGUGGACCAGGUGUGGACCAGGUGUAGACUUGGUGUGGACCUGUUUUGGACCAGGUGUGGACCUGUGUGGACCAGCUGUAAACUUGGUGUGGACAUGACCCUUUAUGGACACGUCAGGAAUCCAUCCAUGAUGUUUAUUCUUUUUGGACCAUUGAACACUGAUAAAAGUGACCCACUUUUGUCCGAGUAGUUGCCUUUAAGGAUGCAAUGAGGGAGCAGCAAUUAAGGAGGAGUAAUUAGGGAACAGUAAUUAGGGAACAGCAAUGAGGGAACAGUAUUUAGGGAGCAGCAUUUAGGGAAAAGUAAUGAGUGAACCGUUAAAUGAGGGAACGGUAACGAGGGAGCAGCAUUUAGGGAACACUAAUGAGGGAACAGUAUUGAGGGAGUAGCAAUUAUGGAAAAGUAAUGAGUGAACAGUAAUGAGGGAACGGUAAUUAGGGAACAGUAUUGAGGGCAACAGUAAUGAGAGAGCAGUGAUUAGGGAACAGUAAUUAGAGAGCCUUAAUUAGGCAACAGUAAUGAGGGAACAGCUAUUAGGGAACAGUAAUGAAAGAGUAGUAAUGAGGUUACAGCAAUUAGAGAACAGUAUUGAGGGAGCAGCAAUUAAGAAACAGUAAUUAGGGAACAUUAAUGAGAGAGCAAUAAUGAGGGAACAGUAAUGGGGAACAGCUAAGCAGGGGCAGUAAUUAGGGAGUAAUUAAAGAACAGUAAUUAGGGAACAGUAAUGAGAGAGUAGUAAUGAGGAGAACAAUAGUGGUGAACAGCAAUGAAGGGGGAACAAUUAGAGAACAGUAAUUAGGGAACAGUAAUGAGGGAACAGUAAUGGGGAACAGCUAAGCGGGAGCAGUAAUGAGAGUAGUAAUGUGGGAACAGUAAUGGUGAACAGCAUUGAGGGUGGAGUAAUUAGAGAACAGUAGUGAAGUGAAUUAUAUUUAUAUAGCGCUUUUCUCUAGUGACUCAAAGCGCUUUACAUAGUGAAACCCAAUAUCGAAGUUACAUUUAAACCAGUGUGGGUGGCACUGGGAGCAGGUGGGUAAAGUGCCUUGCCCAAGGACACAACGGCAGUGACUAGGAUGGCGGAAGCGGGAAUUGAACCUGCAACCCUCAAGUUGCUGUCACGGCCACUCUACCAACCGAGCUAUGCCGCCCCAGUAAUUAGGGAACAGUAAUGAGAGAGUAGUAAUCAGGGAACAGUAAUGGUGAACAGCAAUGAGGGGGGAGUAAUUAGAGAACAGUAAUUACAGAACAGCAAUGAGGGAGCAGUAAUUAGGGAACAGUGAUUAGCGAGUAGCAAUAAUGGAAUAUAAUUUGUAAACAGCAAAGAGGUAACAGUAAUGAGAGAGCAGGAAUGAGGGAAGAGUAAUUAGGGAACAGGAAUGAGGGAGCAGCUAUUAGGGAACAGUAAUUACAGAACAGCAAUGAGGGAACAGUGAUUAGCAAGCAGCAAUGAUGGAACUUAAUUAGUAAACAGCAAUUAGAGAACAGCAAUAAGGGAGAUGCAAUUAAGGAACAGUAAUUAGGGGGCAGCAAUGGUGGAACAGUAAUUAGUAAACAGCAAUGGGGGAACAGUAAUUAGGGAGCAGUAAUUAGGGAACAGCAAUUAGGGAACAGUAAUUAGAGAACAGUGAUGAGGGAACAGUAAUUAGGGAGCAGUAAUUAGGGAACAACAAUUAGGGAACAGUAAUAAUGGAACUUCAAUGAUGGCACUUCAAUGAUGGGACAGUAAUUAGGAAACAGUAGUGAGGGAGCAGUAAUGAGGGAACAGUAAUGAGGGAAAAGUAAUUAGAGAACAGGAAUGAGGGAGCAGCUAUUAGGGAACAGUAAUUACAGAAUAGCAAUAAGCGAACAGUGAUUAGCGAGCAGCAAUUAUGGAACGUAAUUGGUAAACAGCAAUGAGAUAACAGUAAUGAGGGAACAGUUAUUAGGGAAUAGUAAUGAGGGAACAGUAAUGAGAGAGUAGUAAUAAGUGGAAAAGCAAUUAGAGAACAGCAAUGAGGGAGAUGCAAUUAAGGAACAGUAAUUAGGGAGCAGCAAUGAUGGAACAGUAAUUAGGGAGCAGCAAUUAGGGAACAGUAAAUAGAGAACAGUAAUGAGGGAACUGUAAUAAUGGAACUGCACUGAUGGCACAGUAAUUAGCGAACAGUAUUGAGAGAGCAGUAUUGAUGGAACAUCAGUGAGGGAGCAGCAAUUAGGGAACAGUAAUGAUGGCACUUCAAUGAUGGAACAGUAAUUAGGAAACAGUAAUGAGGGAGCAGUAAUGAGGGAACAUUAAUUUGGGAGCAGUAAUUAGGGAACAGCAAUUAGGGAGCAGUAAUGAGGGAACAUUAAUUAAGUAGCAGUAAUUAGGGAACAGCAAUUAUGGAACAUUAAUGAGGGAACAGUAAGGAAGGAACAUUAAUUAGGGAGAAGCAAUGAGGGAACAUUAAUUAGGGAACAGUAUUUGGGUAAAAUUAAUGAGGGAACAGUAAUGAGGGAACAGCAUUGAGGGAACAGUAAUGAAGGAACAUUAAUUAGGCAGAAGCAAUGGGGGAACGUUAAUUAGGGAACAGUAAUUAGGUAACAUUAAUGAGGGAACAGUAAUGAGGGAACAGUAAUUAGGGAACAGCAAUUAGGGAACAGUAGUUAAGGAACAUUAAUUAGGGAGCAAUAAUGAGCGAACAGCAAUGAGGGAACAAUAAUUAGAGAACAUUAAUGAGGGAACAGUAAAGAGGGAACAUCAAUGGGGGAGCAAGAGGUGUUUACAUUCUCGAAGCCUUGUUGCUCCCACAUGACAAGCAUGUGAAGUGUGUGUCCUUUGAUGGCUGCUGCAUCGGAAGUGCGACUGACAGUGCAAAUGUUCUCCUUGUCAGUGAUUGGCUGCCCUGAGCGUCAGCAGACUGUUUUUGUUUGGUAGCAAACUCAACAAGUUUGAGUUGUGCUUGUCCUCAACACUGUGCUUCUUCUCCGCGUGGGAAGACCACGUCCAGCGUGUGAAGACCACGUCCAGCGGGCUGUAAAUAGAAACAUGCCGCUCAGCACUACAUCCUGUGUAGUCCUCCGGUAGGCAGAGAAGAGUCAAUAAAGGGAAUAUUUUGUG